AUGACGCUCAAGAAGGGCGCUGCACUUGCAUUCGUUUGUUCUUGUAUUGCUGCGCUUGUUAUCUCGAAUUGGUUCACUGGUUGGAUGGGAAAGGCUAUUGCUCAGACUCGGAGUUACAUGCUCCCUGUUCUUGUUAUUGUUCUUACUCUUGAACCUCUUAUGUUUCUUAUAAUCUUGUCUAUUGCGAGAGUUCCACCAUAUAACCCGCCCAAGACGCAUUCCCCUUCGGUUGUGCGGGAGACUGUGAAUGAGAAGAAUCCUAGCGAUCUAGAGCGCGGCGUGGUGGCGGCCGUCGCAGAGGCCUGGGAAACCGCCUUUGUGAUUCCUUGCCACAAUUCAGACCGCGAAGCUUUACGAAAGGUGAUCGAGUCCGCAUAUCCCCAUUUCAGACCCCAAGACAUCUUCAUCAUUGACAACGGUCGAUCUCGCCAUCCGCAAGACCUCUCCUUCCGCCACUGGCUCAAGAAACUCCAUCCCGAUAUCGUCUACAUCUGGUCCCCCAUCGGUUCAAAGAACGCAGCUCAACUCGUCGGUUCCCUGGCAGCCAAGAACUACAAGUACAUCCUAACAACAGACGAUGAUGUCUCUCUCCCCGAGAACUACCGCCAUCCAAUUCAUCUCAUGAACGGCCACCUCCGCGCCGUUGCUUUUCCUCUAGCAGGCACUGAUGCAGAGGGUAAUAUCCCCCUAGGUAUGGUCUCUUGGCAAGACUGUGAGUACCGCAUGGCUGGUCUUGUCAAACUCGCUGAGGAUCCUACAUGCGGCGUUAACUUUCCCCACGGCGCUGGAUGGUUCGUCGAUCGCGAUAUAUUCGUUGAGCUUCUAUCGAAAUAUCAUCCUAUGGAUUUCAUUGCUGAAGAUGCUAAUGCUGGGUUUUCUAUCAUGCGUCUUGGGAAGGGUAUUGCUUUUGAUGCGCAGGUUACGCUUGCGACUGAAGUUCCGGCGACUGUGCUUGGUCCGGGGCUGAACUGGUGCAAGCAGAGGAUCAAGUCAUGGGAAAUGGGAAGGCAUAGUCUGAUCUGGAAGAUAAUGCGUCAUCUAUUUCGCAUGAACGGGCAGAGAACGAUCCAAGGAGUUCUUAUGCAAAAAGGUCUCUUUCUUUACGUCCUCGCCUGCCUAGUCAUCGACUGGGUGCGUAUUCCCGUCCUGGUCGCUCUCGGCGCGCAUAAAGAAUACUGGAUCUUUUUCUUCAGUCUUGCCUUUGUCGCCUGUAUUCCUCCCCUUCUCUACAACUAUCUCAGUUGCUGGCACCGUCCUGAUAUGCGCAUUGGACUUGCCACCAUCGCUACUUAUCCUGUUUACAAGCAGCUGUACAGUUUUGUCUCUGUUUUUGGUGCUGUUCGUUGGGCACUGUUUUACAUUGGGGGACAUGUGAGAGCGAAGCCUAUUCGGAAGAUGCUCAAGGAUGGAGAUGAAGCGUGUUUCUGGCUGGACCCAAGAUUUGAGACGAAUCCUGCUUGGUUGGCGGAUGAGAAGGAAAAGAUGGUAGCUGAUGAAUUGGCAAUGAGAGACGUUGGAUCGACAUAA
This is a messenger RNA of Fusarium musae, 1527 nucleotides long. RefSeq lists its product as uncharacterized. The transcript has a single exon. NCBI's taxonomy places the organism in Eukaryota, Fungi, Ascomycota, Sordariomycetes, Hypocreales, Nectriaceae. The record is from RefSeq and is a predicted model, not a curated record. The coding region runs from base 1 to 1527 and encodes 508 amino acids.